Messenger RNA from Lepisosteus oculatus (spotted gar), 2070 nucleotides. Its product is annotated as kynurenine--oxoglutarate transaminase 3. Gene Ontology annotation, molecular function: pyridoxal phosphate binding; L-kynurenine:2-oxoglutarate transaminase activity. Gene Ontology annotation, biological process: biosynthetic process. Gene Ontology annotation, cellular component: cytoplasm; mitochondrion. NCBI's taxonomy places the organism in Eukaryota, Metazoa, Chordata, Actinopteri, Semionotiformes, Lepisosteidae. The record is from RefSeq and is a predicted model, not a curated record.
ACGAAAAAAGUGGAAACCUACGAUGCAAUUGAGGGUCCUUAAUGUAUAGUUGGUGCGGCUGUGCAUGGUUGAGGGUACGUCGGCGCGGAUCACGUUUUUGCUGAAGCGUUUGCGUCGCCCUGUUGGCUCAAGGGCCGCAGCGACCUGCAGCAGCUGCGCAGCGCCUCGCCCGAUCUGCGCAGACGCGCAAUAAAAUCUGCACCGCUGCGGCUCGGCUCUGGUUGGACGGGCCGAGGGGGAGUGACUGUGCCCGGUGGAGAGACACCUACACUUGAAAACAGUGAACACCUGAAAAGCGGUGUUGCCAUUUUACAGCCCUGAGAGGUAGUGAUCGGGGUCGGGUCUCUUGCUGUGCCGCGAUCUUGCAUGGUUGUGCAGCCAGGAGGGGCAUCUGGAGGAUUUGUGUUAGGUCAGUUCUGUCCUGGUUGAAAUUCCAGCUGGUUCCGGUAACUGAUUUCCGAUGGUCUGAAUGGACUAUUAUUAUUAUGGGAUAUGAACUUGCGCCACGCCCUCAGCUGCUGUCCUGCUGUGUGUAGCUUGCCGAGAACAAUCUCCUGGAGACGUCAGUGCCUGUCUACUUCUCAAAUGACUUCGUUCAGGCACAAAAAUACCAAAAGAAUCCAAGGCCUCGAUAAAAACAUAUGGGUGACCUUUUCCGCUGUGGCUGCUGACCCCUCCAUCGUCAACCUGGGGCAGGGCUUCCCGGAUCUCCCCCCUCCCCCCUACGUCACGGAGGCGCUGGCCAGGGCGGUGUCCGUGGACAGGCUCAACCAGUACACCCGGGGCUUUGGGCACCCCUCUUUAGUGAAGGCGCUGUCGCAGGUGUACGGCGCGGUGUGCGGCCGCCAGGUGGACCCACUGAAGGAGGUCCUGGUGACGGUGGGGGCCUACGGGUCUCUGUUCGGCACCAUGCAGGCGCUGGUGGAGGAAGGAGACGAGGUGAUCAUCAUGGAGCCCUUCUUUGACUGUUACGUGCCCAUGGUCCGAAUGGCCGGAGCAAAGCCCAUCCUGAUACCGCUAAGGCUUAAAACGUCUGAGGGCUCUGCUAUCACCAGUGCAGACUGGGUGCUCGACCCAGAAGAGCUCGCGAGCAAAUUCAGCUCGAAGACCAAAGCCAUCAUCGUCAACACACCUCACAACCCCUUGGGAAAGGUCUUCAGCAAGCAGGAGCUGCAGAUGAUUGCCCACCUGUGUGUCCAGCACGAUGUGCUGUGCUUCAGCGACGAAGUGUACGAGUGGCUGGUGUACAAGGGGCAGGAGCACAUUAAGAUCGCUGCACUUCCUGGCAUGUGGGACAGAACCAUCACCAUCGGCAGUGCGGGGAAGACCUUCAGCGUGACUGGAUGGAAGCUUGGCUGGUCAAUUGGUCCAGAACAUCUAAUCAAACAUCUUCAGACAGUCAUGCAGAACACCCUGUAUACCUGCCCCACUCCCUUACAGGAGGCCGUGGCUCAGGGCCUGCUACUGGACUUCAAGCGCAUGGGUGACCCCGACUGCUACUUCUCCUCUCUCGCCCGCGAGCUGGAGGGCAAGAGGGAUCGGAUGGCCGGGAUCCUGGAAUCCGCUGGCAUGAGACCCGUCGUUCCCGAAGGCGGCUACUUCAUGCUCGCGGACGUGUCUGCGCUGGACGUGGACCUGUCUCACGCAGGAGACGACGAGCCGUACGACUACAAGUUUGUGAAGUGGAUGAUCAAGGAAAAGAAACUCGCAGCUAUUCCAAUGACUGCCUUCUGUGGAGAAGAGUCUAAGAAGCAGUUUGAAAAAUACAUCCGAUUCUGUUUCAUCAAGCGAGACGACACGUUAGAUGCAGCAGAGGAGAUUCUUAAGAACUGGAACAGAGCGGCGCCUGUCUGAUAGUGAAGACCUGGCCCUGGCCCUGGCCCGGCGCCGUGUUAGCUAUCUUGCAGGGAAUGUUACGUUUUGAAUUUGAUGAUGCGUUGAAUUUGAGCUAAUUGAAACAUUUCAGUAUUGCUGUUUUGCAUCACCAAGUUUAUUACCGUGAUGGUUUGAGUAUUUCUGUGUGAUGCAGUGGCCUUUUCCAUUAUACCAUUAAAGCAUUUUUUCCUGCAA